AUGUCGACUGGGCUCAGCUUCUUUUUAUUGGGGAUAGUUCUUCAAUUAGUCCAAGCUGAAUUACCCAGCUACAUAAAGGUAUGCAAGAGAAACGACCCUAAAAUAGAUAAAUGUAUCAUAAAUUCCAUUGAAACCAUCAGGCCUCAACUUAUUAAAGGAAUUCCAGAGCUAGAUGUACCAGCCUUAGAACCACUCGUUAUUGACAAAAUAGCUGUUUCUGAAGGAGGGCCUUUCAGAGCUAUUGGAACCGAUGUCACCAUCAAAGGAGCUUCCAAUUUCGAAAUUAAAGAUCUCAAGAGUGAUGUUGAUAAACUGCAAUUCCAAGUUGCUAUAUACAUUCCCUUUUUGACCUUUGAUGCCACCUACGAUGUUAAUGCCAAAAUUCUUCAGCUUAACGUGAAAGGAAAAGGUCCACUAAGAGCUAAUGCAACUGACAUUGAUGGAACAGGAAUAUUGAAAGGAAAGAAGAUAGUCAAAGAUGGAAAACAAUAUGUUGCACUUGAUCUUGAUUUAAAACUGAAAAUAAAGAAUUAUCAUGUCCAUCUCGAAAACCUCUUCGAUAAUGAUCCAGCUCUCAAUGAAGCAAUUAACGUUGCUCUUAAUGAUAAUAAAAGGGAAUUGAUGACAGCUCUUCGACCUCAAGCAGAACAAAUUGUAACAAAAGUUUUACUGAAUAUUGCAAACAAAAUUACUCAACACUUCACAUAUGAUGAACUUUUCCCCCUAAAAUGA
Molecule: messenger RNA, 732 nt
Organism: Nezara viridula (southern green stink bug)
Lineage: Eukaryota; Metazoa; Arthropoda; Insecta; Hemiptera; Pentatomidae
Source: the annotation of a GenBank genome assembly